Molecule: messenger RNA, 2157 nt
Organism: Phascolarctos cinereus (koala)
Lineage: Eukaryota; Metazoa; Chordata; Mammalia; Diprotodontia; Phascolarctidae
Gene: RBFOX3
Product: RNA binding fox-1 homolog 3
Biological process (GO): regulation of alternative mRNA splicing, via spliceosome; nervous system development
Cellular component (GO): nucleus; cytoplasm
Molecular function (GO): mRNA binding
Source: RefSeq, a predicted model, not a curated record
UUGAGGGGGUGGGGAAUGCAGCUAGGGGAUGGCAGUGCGUCUCCCCUCACCUGCCGUUGGGAACGCUGAAACCGUUGAUAUUCUGUCUGUGAGAACCUGACAGCUUUUCCUGUUGAUACUUUCCCCUUCCCUCACACUCCCAGCACCAUUGAAGCCCCAGAAAGGUAAUCUGAGCAGGGCCACCAUUGCUUCAGCAAAAACAGACAUCACUCUGAACUACCAGUGGCAGGUCUGAUCAGAGUGGACUUGCUCUGAAGCCACAGGUGAAACUCAUUAAGUCUGAACAACAGGGAGGAAAUUCUCCAGCAUUACAUUUUAGCUGGUCUGCCUGUUCCCUUCAGCAGGAAAACUGCUGUAUAAGUCCCCAGGAGCAGUCGCUUCUGAAAACAGAGUCCAGAGUGCCCCAGGGGAAAAUUGGCUGAAUCAAAGGGUAAUCAGGACACCACGGCUCCUCCUGAAGCGAUGGCUCAGCCCUACCCCCAGGCCCAGUAUCCCCCACCGCCACAGAACAGCAUCCCCACUGAGUAUGUGCCACCCCACCCUCACCCCACACAGGACUACUCGGGCCAGACCACAGUACCAGAACAUGCCAUGACCCUCUACACACCAGCACAGACCCACCCAGAGCAGCCAGGCACCGACGCCAGCACACAGCCCAUCACUGGGACACAGACAGUACCGCAAACAGAUGAAGCUGCACAGACAGACAGCCAACAGCUACAUUCCUCAGAGAACACAGACAAGCAGCAACCCAAGAGAUUACAUGUCUCCAACAUCCCCUUCCGGUUCAGGGAUCCUGAUCUACGGCAAAUGUUCGGGCAAUUCGGAAAAAUUUUAGACGUGGAGAUCAUUUUUAACGAACGGGGCUCCAAGGGAUUUGGGUUUGUAACUUUUGAAACUAGCACAGAUGCUGACCGAGCACGAGAGAAGCUGAAUGGGACAAUCGUAGAGGGACGGAAAAUAGAGGUAAAUAACGCCACAGCGCGGGUUAUGACCAACAAGAAGACCACGAAUCCCUACACAAAUGGCUGGAAGCUAAACCCCGUGGUGGGUGCUGUGUAUGGACCCGAAUUCUAUGCAGUGACAGGAUUCCCAUACCCCACAACAGGCACAGCAGUAGCAUACCGAGGGGCACACUUACGAGGUCGGGGACGGGCUGUCUAUAACACAUUCCGGGCUGCACCACCUCCUCCCCCCAUUCCAACAUAUGGCGCGGCACUGGAGCAAACGCUUGUUAAAAUGCCAGUCCCAUGGGCAGGGCUGGCACCAUGCCCCCUCCCUCCUCAGCAGACACCGGAGCCGGCCUACCCCACCUCUCCAGCGUUCCCACCACUUUCUUGUCCGUUUGCUUCCAGGGUCGUGUAUCAGGAUGGAUUUUAUGGCGCAGAGAUUUAUGGGGGCUAUGCAGCCUAUAGAUAUGCUCAGCCAGCAGCAACGGCAGCAGCUUACAGCGACAGUUAUGGCAGAGUCUAUGCGGCUGCUGACCCUUACCACCAUGCCAUUGGCCCUGCUGCAACCUAUAGCAUUGGAACUAUGGCUAGCCUCUGCCGAGGAGGGUACAGCCGCUUCACCCCCUACUAGCAAGAAACCCAGCCCCUAACAGCAUUCACACUGACUGCUUAUUCCAAACCAAACCAAACAAACUAGACACCAGGCAGAUCCUCCGGGAAGACAAACUGCCCCACCGGGUCAGGGACAUUCACCGCUGACCCUCCGCGACUCUAAAACCAUAGAUUUUUACCUCCAGUUGUUUCUCCCCGCCCCAUGGUGGUGUGUGUGUCUUUGUCCAUGACUGUACCUGUAUGUUUGUAACUAAUUUCCUGUAUUGAGUUUGUCGGUGUUGUUCCACUCCCAAACCAUCAAGGUAUGGUAUACAAACUGGGGGCCAUGGGAGGGGGGUAGUAGGGGAAGGGCAAGAAUCAAGAAGUUGAGCCUGGAGUCAGAAGACCCACCUUCCCCAUGACUCUGACCCCUCAACUCACAGCUACCCCCAAAGGGUUAAUAAAACUGGCCUUUUGCCCAGGCCAAUCCCCCUAAUUCCACCCUAUUCCAUCUUUACUCUUCCAUCAACAGGCUGAAGUUAGGGAAUCUUAGUGAAGAGAGUCAGGGCCACAGACCAUAUGCCAUUCUCCAGGUUCCACAGUUCAUUUAAUUCUC